CGCCUUAAGGCCCAAGGCAGCCAAUCGCAAGGAGGAGAGCGUGCAGGGGCCGGGACCCCCGCCGGUUCUGACUGAGUCAUUGGCUGGCGGCAGCGUCGCUCUCCCGCGAUACCACGUGACCGCCAGGCCCGGGUGUUGGCACUGGAUCCGCCUUCCACGCCUCCGCUGCUUCCGGCUCUCAGCUUCCCUAGGUCUCUCCCGGUCCGGCCCCGCCUCCGCGGGGGCCGGGCGAUGGGCGGGGAAGGGUUCGGGCCGGUUAAAGGGAGGCCGGCUGGGGAAGUGCUCCUUGAGCCUUCGCCGUCUUGUUCGCUACUUCUCCGUGGCGGAGGUCGCACCGCCUGGCCGCCCCAGACCCAGGAGGGCCAAUGUACUGCCUGCAGAUUAAAAUCUACCUUUCCUACAUGGCAUACAGGGUGCUCCAGAAUCUCUCCCAGGCUUGGGGCCUUUUGGUCCAGAAAUUACCAAGAGCUGUCUCAAAACAGAAGAACAUACGAAGUGCACUCAAACUAGCUUGGCUGGAAAGUAUGAAGUAAAAAAGAGUUAUAAACUGGUUGCACAGUGGAAUGAAGAGCUGCUGUGUAUAUUCACCAAUCUGAUUGACUUGCUCAGGGGUAAGAGGCUGAAGCAUCUUUCUCCAGAAAUGUCUUUGGAAAGCAAAGGGCGACAUGACCUUCCAUCUAGAGACCCUGGUGAAGGAAGUGUCCAGUGCAGUCCUCCGUCUAGGACCCAUCUGGGGCUUGAAAGGGAAUCAAGUACUGACUUCAAGCAAUUUGAGGCCAAUGAUCAAUUCAGACCUUAUCCUAGGAUCCAUAUGGAGCCUCAAGAGAAAUCAAAUAUUAACUUCAAGCAAUUUGUCAUAAAAAAACUACAGAAGAGUUGCCAGUGCAACCCAUCCAAAGCCAAAAAGAUGAUUUUUGGUUUCCUUCCUGUUUUACAUUGGCUCCCAAAAUAUGACCUGAAAAAAAACAUUUUAGGAGAUUUGAUGUCUGGCUUGAUUGUGGGCAUCUUAUUGGUGCCCCAGUCCAUUGCUUAUUCCCUCUUGGCUGGCCAAGAACCUAUUUAUGGUCUGUACACAUCUUUUUUUGCCAGCAUCAUUUAUUUUCUAUUGGGUACCUCCCAUCACAUCUCUGUGGGCAUCUUUGGGAUUCUGUGCCUUAUGAUUGGUGAGGUAGUUGAACGAGAACUGCACAAAGCUGGCUGUGACACGGCUCACAUUGAUUCUUCUUUAGGGAUGACUUCACAUGGGAGCACAGUAGACCAGACACCAUAUAGGAUAUGUGACAGAAGUUGCUGUGCAAUUACAGUUGGCAGCACUAUAACCUUUAUCGCUGGAGUUUAUCAGGUAGCGAUGGGCUUCUUUCAAGUGGGCUUUGUUUCUAUCUACCUCUCAGAUGCCUUGCUGAGCGGAUUUGUCACUGGUGCCUCCUUCACUAUUCUUACAUCUCAGGCCAAGUACCUCCUUGGGCUCAAACUUCCUCGGAGCAACGGUGUGGGCUCACUGAUCACUACUUGGAUAAACAUCUUCAGAAACAUCCAUAAGACCAAUCUCUGUGAUCUCUGCACCAGCUUUUUGUGCCUUCUGGUUCUUUUGCCAACCAAGGAACUCAAUGAGCACUUCAAGUCCAAGCUUAAGGCACCGAUUCCUACUGAACUCAUUGUCAUUGUGGCAGCCACAUUAGCCUCUCAUUUUGGAAAACUCAAUGAGAAAUAUAAUAUCAGUAUUGCUGGGCAUAUUCCCACUGGAUUUAUGCCACCCAAAGCACCGGACUGGAACUUGAUUCCUAGUGUGGCUAUAGAUGCAAUAGCUAUCUCUAUCAUUGGCUUUGCAAUCACUGUAUCACUUUCUGAGAUGUUUGCCAAGAAACAUGGCUAUACAGUCAAAGCGAAUCAGGAAAUGUAUGCCAUUGGCUUAUGCAAUAUCAUCCCUUCCUUCUUCCACUGUUUCACUACUAGUGCAGCUCUUGCAAAGACACUGGUUAAAGAAUCAACAGGCUGCCAAACUCAGCUUUCCAGUGUGGUGACAGCGCUGGUGCUUCUGUUGGUCCUCCUGGUAAUAGCUCCUUUAUUCUAUUCCCUUCAGAAAAGUGUCCUUGGUGUGAUCACUAUUGUCAAUCUCCGGGGAGCCCUAUGUAAAUUUAGGGAUCUUCCCAAGAUGUGGAGGGUUAGCAGGGUGGAUACAGUUAUCUGGUUUGUUACUAUGCUGUCCUCUGCAUUGAUAAGUACUGAAAUAGGCCUGCUCAUUGGGGUUUGUUUUUCUAUGUUUUGUGUCAUCCUCCGCACUCAAAAGCCAAAGAUUUCAUUGCUUGGCUCAGUGGAAGAGUCUGAACUCUUUGAAUCCGUGUCUGCUUACAAGAACCUUCAGGAUAAGCCAGACAUCAAAAUUUUCCGCUUUGUAGCCCCUCUUUACUACAUAAACAAGGAAUAUUUUAAAUCUGCUUUAUAUAAAAAGACUGUCAACCCAAUCUUAGUAAAGGCAGCUUGGAAAAAGGCAGCAAAGAAGAUCAAAAAGGAAACAGCGACUUUCAGUGGGGUCCAGGAUGAAGUUUCAGUGCAACUUUCUCAUGACCCCUUGGAGCUCCAUACCAUAGUGAUUGACUGCAGUGCAAUACAGUUUUUAGAUACAGCAGGGAUCCAUACACUGAAAGAAGUUCGCAGGGAUUAUGAAGCCAUUGGCAUCCGGGUUCUGCUGGCUCAAUGUAAUCCCUCUGUGAGGGAUUCUCUGGCCUGGGGAGAGUACUACAAAAAGGAAGAAGACAACCUUCUCUUUUAUAGUGUAUAUGAAGCAGUGGCUUUUGCAGAAGAAUUGCAAAAUCAUAAAGGAAUAUGUACUCCCAACAGUCUGAGUCUUUCCACUGAGUAGAUAGAAGGAAGAAAGAUAGCUAACCAGUAGGUUCCACAAUGGAAAUGUUGUACGCUUCAAAUGCUAACCUGCUGGCUAGGCAGUAUUCUUCUUUGGAAGCUGAUGGCUUUUAUAGAUAGAAAGGUGCAGCAGAGCUCAUAGGUAAAAUCAAAAAGAAAAUACUGUGGUUUUAAGCUUUCCUGCAAAUAUGAGGUAUUCUUGAAAUUAAACAUCUAUUGAAUUGAACUAUAAAGUAUCCCCAGGACUUAACUACCACGUUGUUUUAGAAGAUAAGCAUUUAGACUCUUCUCCAGGAAGUAAAGGGGUGAAGCUGGCAUUUAUAUAAGAAGUGCUGGAGCCUGCUUGACAUGGCUCUUUGGAGAGGAGUAGAAAGGUGGCAGGGAAAGGAUGUUGUGCUUGCUUUUGUACCUGCAGGCCCAGAGGCUUCUGGAGCACACAGUAAUGACUAGACAAGUUUAUUCUUUUUGUAAAAAAAUUUUUUCUUAUCAUUAAUCUACAAUUACAUGAAGAACAUUGUGUUUACUAGGCUCUCCCCUACCCCAAGUCCCCCCCACAAACCCCAUUACAGUCACUGUCCAUCAGCAUAGUAAGAUGUUGUAGAAUCACUACUUGUCUUCUGUGUUGCACAGCCCUCCCCUUUCCCCCACCCCCCACAUUAUACAUGCUAAUCAUAAUACCCCCUUUCUUCUUCCCUGCCCCUAUCCCUCCCUACCCUCCCAUUCUCCCCAGUCUCUUUCCCUUUGGUAACUGUUAGUCCAUUCUUGGGUUCUGUGAGUCUGCUACUGUUUUGUUCCUUCAGUUUUUCUUUUGUUCUUAUACUCCACAGAUGAGUGAAAUCAUUUGGUAUUUGUCUUUCUCCGCUUGGCUUAUUUCACUGAGCAUAAUACCCUCUAGCUCCAUCCAUGUUGUUGCAAAUGGUAGGAUUUGUUUUCUCCUUAUGGCUGAAUAAUAUUCCAUUGUGUAUAUGUACCACAUCUUUAUCCAUUCAUCUACUGAUGGACACUUGGGUUGCUUCCAUUUCUUGGCUAUUAUAAAUAGUGCUGCGAUAAACAUAGGGGUGCAUCUGUCUUUUUCAAACUGGAGUGCUGCAUCCUUAGGGUAAAUUCCUAUGAGUGGAAUUCCUGGGUCAAAUGGUAAGUCUAUUUUGAGCAUUUUGAGGAACCUCCAUCCUGCUUUCCACAAUGGUUGAACUAAUUUACAUUCCCACCAGCAGUGUAGGAGGGUUCCCCUUUCUCCACAACCUUGCCAACAUUUGUUGUCUUUUGUCUUUUGGAUGGUAGCCAUCCUUACUGGUGUGAGGUUGUAUCUCAUUGUGGUUUUUAUUUGCAUUUCUCUGAUAACUAGCGAUGUGGAGCAUCUUUUCAUGUGUCUGUUGGCCAUCUGAAUUUCUUCUUUGGAGAACUGUCUGUUCAGCUCCUCUGCCCAUUUUUUAAUUGGAUUAUUUGCUUUUUGUCUGUUGAGGUGUGUGAGCUCUUUAUAUAUUUUGGAUGUCAAGCCUUUAUCAGAUCUGUCAUUUACAAAUAUAGUCUCCCAUACUGUAGGGUACCUUUUUGUUCUAUUGAUGGUGUCCUUUGCUGUACAGAAGCUUUUCAUAGACAAGUUAAUUCUUAUUUGUACUUCUCUAUCCCAGUCUUUGCUCCCUAGAUGGCAGUAGGAUCUUUGGCUUUUAAUAGGAAAGGGCUCUUCCUCUCCUGAAGGCAAGGGACCAUGGGCACAACCGUAUCAGGAGUAUCAUGGCCAGGCAGAUCUGUGGAAGCCUACUAGUCAGUCAGCCACACUUACAGAACACUCUAAUCCAUUUGAUGUAUUUAUUCACGUCCUUUGUUUAGGGUAACUAGAUAAGCAAAGUGCUUCUCAUAGCAAAAAUAAUGGGAAGCCUCCCUGUCUUUUCUGUGAUCUGUCUGUUUCUGAGUAUUUCCCUACCAUUAAAGCUCUGGUUUAGCUUUUAGUUACUUAGUGUUUCCUAGAGAAUCUGUCCUAACUGCUGUGUCUGAUUACCUGUGACAAGGAUGCCAGAUAAAAGGCAGAAUGCUGACUCAGAUUCUUUACAGCAUUUUAAAUGAGCUUGACACAAACGGUUAAGGAUGGAUUGCAAAAAAAGGAAUGAUUGACAAUUUCCCUUAAGAAUUUGUUUACUUAGCAGUGAACUUUUUCUUUCCCAUAGCAUUUUAGUGCAAGGGUCAACUGGGGGAUGAUGAUCUUUCUCAAACAGAAGCUACUGUUCAUUUUUACUCUGCAAGAAAAAUAUAUUGUAAUCAAUGGAAAAGAAUGCACAGAAGUGAGAGUGCUUCUAACAGAAUGUCAGUGAAUUUGUAGCUAUUUUAGUGAAAACUAAGCUAAUGCUUACUGCCAUGUACCCUACUGUUGUACAGUAAAUAUUGAUGACAGUGACAGCUUUUGAGUAUUUGGGCCACCAAAAACUGUUAUGCAGGAAGAUUUAGAAGGAUCACAUUCAUACAUCCCAAGUUCUGUGGGUGUAUUAUUUAUGAUAGCUGGCCAUAUGUUGUGGCUAUGGAAUAAUUCCUUUUGGAAAGCAAGAAUUUGCAACAUUGAAAGCUUAUGGUUCUGUAUCUGGACCUUGAUAGGUGAGGGGUGGGGGGACAGGUUUUCAAAAAUUAGGACUAGGAGACUAAUUUAUGUGAUGUUGAAACAUUUAGCCACACCAUUUAAGACAAAAUAGUAAUUGCAAAAGUGCAAAAUAAUUUUUAACCUUCUCUUACAUUCUAAACAGUUCCAGUAUUUAUGAGAGGCAAACCCUGUAUUAAGGUAUCUAUUGGAGAAGAGUGAUUUUAAAAAUACUUCGCCUUCUUGUUGGCUCCAUGAACUGCAAGUGCUGCUUUUCUACUGGUAGAGCUCUGUUCAUCUGUUUAUAUGGAAAAUGCCUUUCCAUUCUUAAAACAAAGCAGUUUCUCAGAAAAGCUGAAUUUCUUUCUUUGAGAUGAUUGACAUCAUGAUUAAAGAGCAUCCUAAACUUUGACAUCCCUUUAGAACUUAAGUCCAGAAUUCCAGAAACGUUUGUAUGUGUGGGUUUUAUUCUUUGUUUUUAGCCAAUUUUUGCUGCCAUCAUCCAGUCUUAUGAAUAGUAACAGUGUCUUGUUGGUCAUUUGUCUUUAAUCCCUCUUGUCCCUCCCCCAAGCCAGGUGUGAAUCCAGACCAUUAAAAAUGUCUAAUGCCGUGUGACAGAGUAAUGAGUAUGUGUUCAAGAUGACUAUUAGCAAACACUAGCACAAGGGAAAAAAGUCAGCCCAAGGAAUUUAGAAAAUCCUUUAGAAGAAUGGAGUAACAGGAUUUGGACUUUUAUAUCUGACAUUUCUGUCCAUUGGCUAUAAACAAUUCUAGAGCUUUAUGCAAUUAGUAAAUUCUUGAAUUGUAUUCUGGUUUGUUUCUCCCUCACCCAAACAAAUGAGAUUCUGCUUUGGUAGCCAUUUGUAAAAACAUUUAAGAUUUCACUGCAAUUUUUAUCUCAUCUCUCUUAAAUUGAAGUCUGCCUAUACUAAUAUGUUGUUAAACUUUUUGAUUACUGGUACUUAAAGGAUGAGACCAAGUCCUAACAAAACCAAAUUUUUCAUUUGCUUUCUUGCUCAAGGGCUUGGAUUUUAGUUCAGUAGGUAAUAUUUUACAUGAUUGAUUAACAGAAAUAUCUUGCUUGCUCAAAACUUUAUAGAGUCUAAAUGAAGUGUUUUCUUCUUUUUAAAAAAUUUUUUAUUAAGGUAUUAUUGAUACAUGAAGGUUUCACGUGAAAAAACAAUGUGGUUACUACAUUUACCCAUAUUAUCAAGUCCCCACCAAUACCCCAAUGCAGUCACUGUCCAUCAGUGCAGCAAGGUGUCACAGAUUCACUGUUUGCCUUCUCUGUGCUACACUGUCUUCCCCGUGACCCCCCUACACCAUGUGUACUAAACAUAAUACCCUUCAAUCCCCUUCUCCCUCCCACACCCCAUCCCUUUGGUAACCUCCAGUCCCUUCUUGGAGUCUGUGAGUCUGCUGCUGUUUUGUUCCUUCAGUUUUGCUUUGCUGUUAUACUCCACAAAUUAGGGAAAUCAUUUGGCACUUGUCUUUCUCCGCCUGGCUUAUUUCACUGAGCGUAAUAUCCUCCGGCUCCAUCCAUGUUGUUGCAAAUGGUAGGAUUUGUUUCUUUCUUAUGGCUGAAUAUUAUUCCAUUGUGCAUAUGUACCACAUCUUUAUCCAUUCAUCUACUGAUGGACACUUAGGUUGCUUCCAUAUCUUGGCUUUUGCAAAUAGUGCUGAGACAAAACUAGGAGUGCAUAUGUCUUUUUGAGUCUGAGAACUUGUAUUCUUUGGAUAAAUUCCUGGGAGUGGAAUUUCCAGGGCAAAUGGUAUUUCUAUUUUUAGUUUUUAGAGGAACUUCCAUACUGCUUUCCACAAUGGUUGAACUAGCUUACAUUCCCACCAUCAAUGUAGGAGGGUUCUCAUUUCUCCACAUCCUCGCCAGCAUUUGUUGUUCUUAGUCUUUUGGAUGUUAGCCAUCCUAACUGGUGUGAGGUGAUAUCUCAUUGUGGUUUUUAUUUGCAUUUUCCUGAUGAUUAGUGAUGUGGAGCAUCUUUUCAUGUGCCUAUUGGCCAUCUGAAUUUCUUCUUUGAAGAAUUGUCUCUUCAUAUACUCUGCCCAUUUUUUAAUCGGGUUAUUUGCUUUAUGGGUAUUGAGGCAUGUGAGUUCUUUAUAUAUUUUGUAUGUUAACCCCUUGCCAGAUAUGUCAUUUACAAAUAUAUUCUCCCAUACUGUAGGAUGCCUUUUUUUUCUGCUGAUGGUGUCCUUUGCCAUACAGAAGCUUUUUAGCUUGAUGUAGUCCCAUGUGUUCAAUUUUGCUUUUGUUUCCCUUGCUCGAGGAGGUACGUCCAGGACAAACUUGCUCAUGUUUAUAUUCAGGAGAUUUUUGCAUAUGUUGUCUUCUAAGAGUUUUAUGAUUUCAUGACGUACAUUCAGGUCUUUGAUCCAUUUCGAGUUUACUUUUGUGUAUGGGGAUAAACAAUAAUCCAGUUUCAUUCUCUUACAUGUAGCUGUCCAGUUUUGCUGACACCAGUUGUUGAAGAGGCUGUCAUUUCCCCAUUGUAUAUCCAUGGCUCCUUUAUCGUACAUUAAUUGACCAUAUAUGGUUGGGUUUAUAUCAGGGCUCUCUAGUCUGUUCCAUUGGUCUAUUGUUCUGUUCUUGUGCCAGUACCAAAUCUUGUUGAUUACUGUGGCUUUGUAAUAGAGCUUGAAGUAGUAAACCAUUUUCUUAUUGCUUAUUGACAAAUGUACAAAAUUCUGAAUAUCUUCAAAUGGUCAUUUAAUUGAAGUGUAAUGUGUACACUCUUGUGGUUAAAACUCUUAUAUCCAGAGGGGUGGAGUGUACCAAUACACAGGGAGACUAAGGAUAACAUUCAAGCGAGGGAAUAGACCAUUGAAGACUCUCUCUGGCAAAUGAGGGAGAAAAGAGAGAGACUCAUCAGAAUAGGAUCCAGUCCCUGGUUAGCCCCAUUCAACAGUAGGGAGAUGAGGAUAGGAGCCACACCUUAGUUUGAGAGCAAGGUCAGAGCUGGGUUCUGUUUCUAGAAACAGAGGGGCACAGACUCGCCAAAGCAGAAAGAAAGCAAGCAUGUGGUGGCCUGGUUGGUGCAAAAGCCUGAGUUGACCUCCAGAGCACUAAACCUAGUGACUAUAGCCUCUGAAAACAGAUCUUUACUUUAUAAAUACAUUUUAUUUUGAAAAUAGGACCAAAGAAAAACAAAGUUUGGAUACUCUGACUUAGCUUUUAAACAGGAAGAGACAUUGAAGCCAAAGUUCCUUGGUAAAUUUGCAGGGAAAUAACUGGUGGUCUUUAAAGACUGAUCAGAGUGUUAGAUGAGUUCAUUAGACUAUUAUAAUGCUAGUGGCUACAUUUUGACAAGAAUAGUCAUUCCCUGCAGGAGUGUUUUCUUAGUAAUUUGUCAUUUCAAAACACUGGGUGUUAGCCCUGAUCUUAACAUAAAAGUGAGAAAAGGGCUGCAGUGAAUUCCUUGGGAACUUAAAUGGAGUCCAGAAGUUACCUUGUUGCCAGGCUGCUGUGUCAGGAGGUGUCUCCUUGUGUGCUCGGUGAAACCGCGACCCAACCCAGAUCGGGUGGUUUCUUGACACUAAUUGAGAAAGAAUCCUCGAACAGGUCAGUUGAGUGUAAGGAAGGAAUUCACUAAAGCAAGAGUAGUAGUGAGUGGCAACAGCCAUGCGUGCAGUAGAGAGCAAGGAAGAGCAGAGGGAGGAAAGGGAAGUUCAUUGAACUGCUCGGCAUAGGGCUAAUCCCUUGCCAACAAUUCGGUGUAGGGCUAACCCCUUGCCAACAACUGAAGCCAGGGUCGCCUUGCGUCCAAUGUCUGCUUGAAUCUGCACAGCGUGGGAAUUAAGCCCCUACCAUUCCAGGAUUUGGAGGAGCUGCAGAGCACUAGAUGGAGUGAGAUUAUGUUCUGAGAACGUCCCCAAGCAAUGAAAGGAGAUUCUCGGGCAGGCUACUAAAGAGUGUGAUUGUACAGCUGCCGUCCCAUCACGGUCACCCAGGUGGUUGGAGCUUGCAAGCCCAAAUCAGAGAUCUCAGUAGCCCUUCCCUGGUUGUUUAAAGUAGAACAGAGUAAGACUUGUGCUUAAGUCUAGAAAACUGAAUGAAAUAGCAAAGUAACACACUUAGCACUGGGAAAGAGGUCUCUUACUAAAAAUCUCCCAAGGCUUGGAAGAGCAUGGAAACAAAACAGUAACCUGAGCAGCAAGAAGGCUUUACUUAAGGCAAAGAACACACUCGGAGACAGGGGAGUGCAGGAAGCCUCAGAGAGGGGGCGUGUGUAAAGGCUUAGGAUUUGUGUCUUUUUAAGGAUUUCAAGAAUGUGGUAAAGGGACAAGGGAGCAUAGGCUUGACAUGUGGUCUCAUGCUGUCUGUCUGUCUCUGAUGACAGACAUGUCAUCAUCCAUAGUCAGCCCUCUAGAAACUCUGUAAAACAGACUUAAAACACAGGAAUUUAUUGUCCCUGUUCUUCUGUAAGACUGGUUACCCUCAAGCAGUGGAGACAUAUCAUUUAGGACUGCUAUUCCUGCCUUAAGAGGGUCGGUUGUUAGCUAAUUACCAUAAAGUAUGUUAGAAUUUUGCAUCCUAACUCCCUGGCUUUUAAAACGGAAUCUUAGCCUUAAGACGAAGUCCCUCCUGUUCUUACUAUAUCUCAGCAUUUAUAUUUAUAUAUCAGCAUUUUUCAUCAUAGGCAGGAAAAAUUAAUCAUGAUACUUGUCCCAUGUUCCUGCUCUACCUCAGUAUUAAGAUAAAUUUGGGCUAUGUGAUCUCUAUUAACAUUCUUAAUGAAUUGUUUUCCUCUAUGUAUUGCUAUGCAUGAGCCAUAGAUUCUUUUUGCAUCAAUGUGGACAAUACCUCAAAUACUUGAGGACCUAUGCAGGAGUCCAGGAUCCUGGGCCAACUGCUGGGACUAUGAUACUAAAUCCAGUGUGUGGGCUGGAUGAUAACUACUAGAUAACACACAGCGGCAACUCAGAGUUGUUUUAUGGGGGAGCUGAUUUGAGCUUCUACUGGGGUCUCAGCAGGAGUCAGGCAACUGAGGCAAACAAGGAGGCAUGGAUGCCCCUGACCUAAUCAGGGAGUGAUUCCACAGUAACAUGGGAAAAACCCAAUCGAUAUGAUUUAGACUUUGCUUAAUUUUUCUCUUCUGUCAUGCAUUGUAUUUUUCCCCUUCUAAUGUUUUCCUUACCUGUUCUAAUGAUGCCUUACUUGAAACUGGGUUUAAAAACUGAAGAGGAGGAAAUUGGAUUUAGAAAUUUUUUAGGCUCUAAAUUGGCUUUUGUGUGUGUGUAUGUGUGUGUGUGUGUGUGUGUGUGUGUGUGUGUGUGUGUGUGGAUUUAGGUGAUCAUGAAUAGAAUCAUUUGCAUGGUAAUAACAAUGAAAAUUAUCAUGGAACUGGCCAAAAUAAUACACCAGCUGGUUUGUUAUAGCCUAAUACUAAAGUAAAAUACUAUUGAAAUACUGUAAAUUAAAGGUACAUUUUAGUUUUUAAAAAAAUAUUAAUAACUCUGGAAAUGGAGAAUUUAGAUGUGGGAGUGGGGAAGACUUAUUUUUAUAAGGUAAGUUUAUCCUGACAAGGACUGUUUUUUCAUAAAGUAUUUUGCACCUGAAAUUUUAAAGUCAACAUGUUAAAUACCAUUAGGAAAGUUAAAUAAGUGCUAUACUAAAUAGUGGAUUUUUUUUUUUUUUUUAGUAUUUUUCUUUUAUUGAUGUAAAAUAGGGUAGGGUGGAGAUUUAUUGAAUUAUGACGACUGGAUUAAUGAAGGACACUAAAUGCCUUCAUUGGAGACACCAUGCUUGUAAGUCUACACUGGAACCUUGUAUAACUUUUCUUGGACUUGAAUUAUGGCUCUGAAAAAGUCCAAAUAAUUAUAAUCUUAUUACAAAAUACCAGUGACAAAAUUUCUAAUUGAAGGAUUUGUAGUUAACAAACAAACAGCCUUAGCUAGAGAGGAUUUUUAACUGCAGCUCUAGUAAUCUUAUUUUAGGGAGGUUCUCUUCCCCCAUCCCAUCCCUAAAAUAAUAAGAUACUUGGAAUCAAACAGCUCUUGCCUUUUCAGUUCAAAUUAGCAGGUAAAUUACUGUUUGAGUUUUGUUGCUGCCAUGAUUUCUCAAAAAUCAGUGUGAACAAACUAAUCUGUAUACAAUGCUGCCUUUACUUGUCUCCUUUACAAUUUUAUAUACAAGUCAAGACAAUAUCAGGGUGACAGGUGAAUGAACUUAAAUUCUCAGUCUUGUCUAUUCACUAAAAAAAAAAAAUACUGCCUUCUUUUUUUUCAAUUAUUCAAGGCUAAUGAGUUUAGGAACAUUUUAUACCAAAUACAUCUUUUUUAAUUGAAGCUAAGUGCUUGAUGCUAUUCCACAUAAAUCCUGCUUAAACCUCAAUGGGAUAUAGAUGAGUUACUGAUGGAUUGCAGCCUACUGCAGGAGAGGGACUUGGUGAAUAGCAGAUCCUUUUCUUCUGGAGGGAUAUGUUUGUGCUCUUCAUUAUAAGAUACUAUGUGUUGAGAUCUAAAAGUAUAAUUUCAUUUGUCUGCUAAUAAAUUGUUAUGCUAGUAAAAUA
Molecule: messenger RNA, 11949 nt
Organism: Manis pentadactyla (Chinese pangolin)
Lineage: Eukaryota; Metazoa; Chordata; Mammalia; Pholidota; Manidae
Gene: SLC26A2
Product: solute carrier family 26 member 2
Exons: 5
Coding region: 641-2860 (739 amino acids)
Biological process (GO): transmembrane transport
Cellular component (GO): membrane
Molecular function (GO): oxalate transmembrane transporter activity; chloride transmembrane transporter activity; sulfate transmembrane transporter activity
Source: RefSeq, a predicted model, not a curated record